Molecule: messenger RNA, 2518 nt
Organism: Phacochoerus africanus (Common warthog)
Lineage: Eukaryota; Metazoa; Chordata; Mammalia; Artiodactyla; Suidae
Gene: YAE1
Product: YAE1 maturation factor of ABCE1
Exons: 3
Coding region: 60-740 (226 amino acids)
Source: RefSeq, a predicted model, not a curated record
CGGGCCGGAAGGAGUGGCCGGCGCUUCCGGUGCCGUGCCGCGCGGGGGCUCCCUCGGUGAUGUCGUGGGUUCAAGCCGCAGCUCUGGACCCAGGUCCUGGCGAGGAGGGGGAUGUGUUUGACGAGGAAGCGGACGAGACGCUCCUGGUGCAGCGGGAAUGGCGGAGCCACAUGCAGAGACGAGUCAAAGAGGGUUAUAGAGAUGGGAUAGAUGCUGGCAAAGCAGUAACUCUUCAGCAAGGCUUCAAUCAAGGCUAUAAGGAAGGUGCAGAAGUCAUUAUAAGUUAUGGACAACUCAGAGGAACAUUGAGCGCUUUGCUCUCCUGGUGUCACCUUCAUGGUAAUAGUUCGGCUUUGAUCAGUGAGAUAAAUAAUCUCCUGGAUGCAGUUGGCCAGUGUGAAGGGUAUGUGCUCAGACGUCUGAAAUCAGUCAUUCCACAGCCCCGUGUUGUGGGUUUGUUGGACUCCAUUCAGGACAUGGACCUUGGUCAUGUAGCUCCAGCUGAGGAAGAGCUUGACGAAGCCGAGGAGGAGAGAUUCCGUGACGGUCAUGCUGAGGUUAACGAAAGCUGUGGGAAGAGCCUCAGUGGGGUAGCUUGUGCAUCUUUAAAAUGUUGCGGAACGCAGGAGCCUGCACGUUCCGAAAACCCAAGCCUCACUUGGAUUUUGGAACAGACGGCCAGUUUGGUGAAACAGCUGGGGGUGUCAGUAGACGUGUUACAGCACCUCAAACAGCGGUAAAAAUUAUCUUUGCUGUAAUAAUGAAAAUAAUGUCAGGAACAUUCGUAGAGCGUUUUGUUUCUGAACAAGCUGGAACCAAAACCUGUACUGGUUUCCACAUUGAACACUUCGCUUGUCAGGUUUUCCUUCACAGAAGUUUGAAAGGUUUUCAGAAUUAACACUCUUAAAUGUACCAUAAGCCUGCUGUCUUUGUCACUGGGAAUUUUUUUUAGGGCCACACCUUCAGCAUAUGUAAGUUCCCAGGCUGGGGUCCAGUUGGAGCUGAGGCCACGGCAACUCCAGAUCCUUUACCCACUGAUGGAGGCCAGGGAUCAAACCCACAUUCUCGUGGGUACUAGUUAGGUUCAUAACUCACUGAGCCACAUUGGGAACUCCUGUCACUGGGAAUUUUUAUGUAGUGUUAAGAUGUGGUCAGAAAUUCCAGUCUCUGAUGAAAAUCAAGCGUUUUCGGACUCUGAAUUAACAGCAAUGAAGAAAGAAUCAGGCCACAGUUGACCCUUGAACAACACAGGCGUUAGGUGCCCACCCACCAUAAGGUCAAAAAUUCUCAUGUAACUAACUCGUGGCCGGCCUUCCGUGUCUACAGUUAUGGGUCUGCCAUUACAUCACCUUCAGAUCGUGUAGUACUGGGUAUUUACUGUUGAAAAAAAUCCAAGCAUAAGUAGACCCUCCUUGCAAUGCAGACCCAUGUGGUUCAAGCAUCAGUUGCUGUUUUGUUUUUCAUUUUUGGCCACCCCACAGCACGUGGAGUUCCCAGGCCAGGGAUCAGAUCCAAGCCACAGUUGUAACCUACGCCAUGGCUGUGGCCACACUGGGCCCUGUAUGUAGCCCACUGUGUCAGACCAGGGAUCAAGCCUGUGUCCUGGGGCUUCAGAGACACCACCAGUCCAUUGCAAUAUAUCAAGACCUCCAUCAACUGUUGUUUUGUGAGGACUUAGCCUUCUGCGCCUGUCAUAUCGUCUUGAGGUUAGGACCUCAUCAGCUAAUCAGAGGAAUAAAAAAUAACGUAAUGGCAGAGUUCCCGUCGUGGCGCAGUGGUUAACGAAUCCGACUAGGAACCAUGAGGUUGCGGGUUCGGUCCCUGCCCUUGCUCAGUGGGUUAAGGAUCCAGCGUUGCCGUGAGCUGUGGUGUAGGUUGCAGACGCGGCUCGGAUCCCGCGUUGCUGUGGCUCUGGCGUAGGCCAUUGGCUACAGCUCCCAUUGGACCCCUAGCCUGGGAACCUCCAUAUGCCACAGGAGCGGCCCAAGAAAAUGGCAAAAAAGACAAAAAAUAAAAUAAAUAAAAAGGAACCUAAUGGCUAAAGUUGUAAGUAGACACACAUAGAUAUACAGAUAUGUAGAUACCUAUAGGUAUUGAAAUUAAGAGGCUAAUAAGUUUAAGAAGCUAAAGAAAUGUUUAUACUGAUGAUUAAAAGUAAGAUACUAAAGUUUGUUUCAGGGAGUUCCCAUCUCUGCUCAGCAGAAAUGAAUCUGACUGGCAUCCAAGAUGAGAAGGGAGACAGUCCUAGCUCCAAAAGGUUUAUCCCUAAACUUUAAAGAAAAAAGGGAGCUCCUGUCGUGGCUCAGGGAUUGACUCACCCGAUUAGCAUCCAUGAGGACUCAGGUUCAAUCCCUGGCCUCCCUCGAUGGGUUACGGAUCUGAUGUUGCCAUGAUCUGUGGUGUAGGUCACAGACAAGGCUCGGAUCCCACGUUGCUGUGGUAGAGGCCAGCAGCUACAGCUCCAAUUCGACCCCUAGCCUGGGAACCUCCAUAUGCUGCUGGUGCUGCCCUAAAAAGA